AAAAGGGAAGUACAGUGUGUGGCCGUUUAUGAUCGGUAUCCGUGUAAAUGUUUUUAGAAACUAGUCCGAACAUUUUUUGAUGGUUUCUGCGUCGUUAUACUUUGCCUAAAGUAGAUAUAUUUUAUGUUGGAUCAACAGGAUCACAACGGACACGUAUGGAUUAUGGAAACGCAACUUUAAGUGACGAUUCUAUGUUUUUAUAAAGCAGUAAAGUGCCUUUCGGUUAGUAAUAUUUUACAUUUAAGCUGUGAGAAAGGACGGGCACGAUGCGUUUCACAGUUUUUGUGUGGCAGAUCUUCUUUAUGCUGUGGCUUCACGCAGUUUGUUACGGAAUCCCUGUAAACAGUUUAGGGCCAACAGAAGAGGACUUGACGUGUUUUAAUGACUACGAAACAGAAGUAAAAUGCCAUCUUUCUUCUGUCAGUCUUACAAGCUGCUCUGAAUACAAGCUGAAUGUCACCCAAGAGAUUACAACACAAGAGUUCGAUAAAUAUUCAUGCAUUUUUGAGCGAAGUGCCAGCGAUUGUGAAUGCACGUAUAAAGUGCCACUAUUUGUGGUACGUGAGGACUUCAUUACUGAACUUUUGAAGGGAGUGAAUGUUUUAUUAACUAAAAAAAUGACGACUGAGAACUUCAUCAAACCGAAAACUCCAGACUUAUCAGUUGAGACGACUAAAAAUGGAAACUUUAUAGUGAAGUGGAACAGCAAGUAUAAGCAGGAAACAAAUUUUGUGAACUCACUAAAAAUACACCUGACCUAUGGGUACGAAGGAGAAAAGGAAAAGAGAACCGUGGGCAUGCAGGACUCUGUGAAACAAUAUGAAAUUAUAGGUUCACGCCUAAAGGCAAAAACCACAUACGUCCUGACGGCAAAAAUGAGCACAGGCUACAAUGAUCAUCGGAUAUAUAGCGACGAAAGCAUACCAAUAGAGUUUAUAACAACCUCAUCACAAUAUGAACAAUUCAACAUCAUUCCAGUUGUUUGUGUUGCUUUGAUCAUUCUUAUAAUCACAAUCUUCAUUUUUAUUUUCAGCAUUAAGAAAAGAUGGUGGGACAAGAUUUCCAAGCCAAACAUUUAUCUCGGAGACAACAUUAUAAAUAAUACAAAAUUGACUCCAAUGUUUCCACCAACCUCCACGGCAAUCUCCCAAAUCUGGGUGGAUAAUUCAAAACAGGACCUCAAGGAGGAAAAGAAAUUUAUGUUGCCGUCAUCAGUAGAUAUUGGCAGUGAGAAAAGUUGUAAUAGUGACAAAGAAUCAGUGGAUUAUGCCCAGACUUGCUCUGUUUCCCGGGAAAUGGACAACAACAUUGCACGCACGGAACGUGACCUGGAUAAGUUGAUGGGGCACCUGUUGAAAAACCAAACACAAAUGCCACCUGGAAAUAGUCUCGAUAUAGAAUGCAACUAUGCCAACAACACAGAUUCUGGGAAUUGCUCCGGCUCAUCGUUUUUUACUAAUAAGUCUUACCAGUACAAUGUAACACCAUCAGACAACUUUUCAACGCUUGAACCGAUGCCCUGUGAUCCCUCUUAUAUGAGUGGGUCCAACAUUAACAGUGAUAACAGCGGCCAGUUUAAUUCUACCAUUAACAACAUUUCGGAAAGAAAACCUGCAGGGUUUGUUGAUGAUGAAAUGCUAAACGUGAAAAAUCUCUUGAUCUCCAAAAAUCCACUGUAUCCCACCGGAUCCCCUCUGUGUCUCAUUCCAUGUGAUGAUGGAUAUCAAGAUGUUCGAAGCUUAGAGAUGAAUACAACAGGGCAUUGCAGCUCAACCAUUGGAGCUGAAGUAGCACUCGGCGAGUGUGGAGCAAUGAAAGCUUUUGAGAUGGCAAAUCCCAGCACUGGCCAAGCAUUAAAACAAAAUUCUUGGAUACCUGCUUUGCAUAUCCAGAACAGGAUUCAAAUAGAUGAUGCAUAUCAUCCUGUUUAACUGUGCUGUAAAGAUAAACAGUAGUAGCUGUAAAUGUUCAUUUUAUAUGUAACCUCCACAGCUAUUAUGCUUAUAGUGACUUAUUUCGACUGCAUUACCUUUUAUAGCAGCAUGCUGACUCUAAAUAAAAUCCCUGCAGAUGAUGUACUUAAAUGCUUAAAUGCUUGACGCCAUGCAUUACUGCUCUUUAAAUUUUUAAUGAGAAAAAAAUUACAACGUGAACAGAUGUUUGUAUGCAAUAUGACUUUAGGCGUUUUUGUUUAUAAUUUGUAUAGAUUUUUUAUUUUGAUACUGUCAACAUCAAACACAGCUUGCCUUGCAACUUAACCUUACUUGUUAACGAAAGUAUACGUACAAAACUGGUAAUGACGCAACCAUUCAGAAUUUCAUACUAACCACCUGUUGUCCACUGUAUUUCAUAAUAACAAAUGUAGUGUAAAUACCUCAAUCAUUCACAAUAAAGUAAAGUACGUA
This is a messenger RNA of Paramisgurnus dabryanus, 2405 nucleotides long. RefSeq lists its product as uncharacterized. Gene Ontology annotation, molecular function: protein binding; cytokine receptor activity. Lineage: Eukaryota; Metazoa; Chordata; Actinopteri; Cypriniformes; Cobitidae. Gene Ontology annotation, biological process: production of molecular mediator involved in inflammatory response; immunoglobulin mediated immune response; cytokine-mediated signaling pathway. The record is from RefSeq and is a predicted model, not a curated record. Gene Ontology annotation, cellular component: membrane; external side of plasma membrane.